Messenger RNA from Rhizoctonia solani, 1401 nucleotides. RefSeq names its product Retrotransposon gag protein. Bases 1 to 1401 code for a protein of 466 amino acids. Lineage: Eukaryota; Fungi; Basidiomycota; Agaricomycetes; Cantharellales; Ceratobasidiaceae. The record is from RefSeq and is a predicted model, not a curated record. Gene Ontology annotation, molecular function: nucleic acid binding; zinc ion binding. The transcript is spliced from 5 exons.
AUGAAACGCACUCUCAGUCGUCCUUGUGGAGACUCCCAACCGCAAAAGCAAGCCAAACAUGCUGGCCCGGCUUUUGAUGCAGUUCCAACUGAGACCAAUCCACUCUGGAUCAACAACAAAAUCUGCCCUGCAUCUACAAGCAUGCAGGACAAUGUCGGGCACUUUGUAACUGGAGACCAGCACUCUUCCAGAGAGCCAAAUCCGCCUUGGCUAGCAUGGCACCCGGCAGGUUUGGAGAACCUGAUGCAAAUGCACUACUCCCCCCACGCCGUUUUCACCAUUCCAUCCACACGCUCUGGCGUCCCCCACCCAUACUCCCGUCCUACCAGCCGCUCUAGUCGUUGUUCCGUGGCAGCCAACUCCCAACCACCCACUCGCGAACCAUCUCCCACUCCGCGAAACUUGCCCGGAAUGGAACCAGAGCCGUCCAUUGGCGCUCUCCUCGAGGCUAUCCAAGCCCUCUCCACACAAGUCGGGUCCCUCCAGGACCAAAUCAAGUCUCAAGGCAAGCAAAUCACUCAGCUCACCGCCUUAUGCAAGGAGACCAACGACCUCGUUGGAGACAAGGACCAGGGCGGAGCCCAAACAAAGCCUGGCCCAUCGGCUGGGCCUACCACUCCUCCCACCCACACGGGAGGAGAAGCCCACACUCCAGCAACGAUUAGGCCUGGACUCAAAGCCCCCUUCCGACCAUCAAGGGGCACAGGUUUUGACUCAGAAGACGAGGAAGAACCAAGGCCUCCCAAAAAGGAGCCUACAGGAACGCCUAGGAGGCACUUGGGGUCUCUCACCCCCUUCGAUGCAGGGUCCAGUGUAAAGCGGCCAAAGAUGGACCUCCCAGACCCCUAUAAGGGUGAUACCAGGGGACGAAAGGCCACUCAGUGGCUUGACCGAAUGAUGCUCUGGGUUGCCCUACAUAGGGACCAAUUCGACAAGGAGGAGCAAAUGGUUGCCUUAACGGCCAAGUUCAAAGAAGCAUUUGCCGAUCCCAACGCCAAGCGAGCUGCCGCUAGAAAAAUUGCGGCCCUCUCCCAAACAACCACCACCUCCGAGUACGUCACGGAGUUCCGCAAUCUCAUGGCGGAAUUAGACUGGAACAAGGAGGCCUAUAUUGCGCAGUUCACGCAAGGCCUCCACUGGAAGGAGAACCGUCCCAAAAAGGCACCUGCCAAAUCCCCAGCCACCGUGGCCACCACUUCCACCACUACCACCCAACGGGUUCGCCUCUCAGAGGACCCAAAUUAUGUCACACCGGAAGAAAGGGAUCGCCGCCGCGCGUCUGGCCUUUGUGUCAAGUGCGGCCAGAAGGGACACGGAAUCAAGCAAUGCCCCAACGGCUGGAAGGCUACCAUCAAGGAGGUAGCUAAAGUUGCAGAGGAAGAAAGUUCGGGAAAAGAUUAA